Messenger RNA from Penicillium vulpinum, 1617 nucleotides. RefSeq lists its product as uncharacterized. Gene Ontology annotation, molecular function: metal ion binding. Bases 1 to 1617 code for a protein of 538 amino acids. Lineage: Eukaryota; Fungi; Ascomycota; Eurotiomycetes; Eurotiales; Aspergillaceae. The transcript is spliced from 4 exons. The record is from RefSeq and is a predicted model, not a curated record.
AUGGUGGUAUGCAGCUUUUUCCAGCAGGGUCGCUGCAAGUUCGGAGAUCGCUGCAAGUUCGAGCACCCUGGCAAACCUACUGCUGGCCCAUCAGGGAAUCGUUUCGGUGCUUUAUCUGGUGGAGGCUUUGGAGGUCAAAACCAGACUCAGCAAGCAGCCGACCCAGUAGUGACAGCAAGCGAUAUCAAGUCAGACUUGACUGCAGGCAAGGGUCGCCCAGAAUGGAUCUUCUCCGCAUAUGCGCCCCACAAAGAUGUUGCGCGCCAGCUGUUCGGUGGUGCCCACCGCGAGCGGAGUAUGGAAGAAAUGCGUUUGCGCCAUUAUGAAUUAGCAGCAGCCGGCAACAUGAACCAAGCGGUCCAAGAAGCUUCGGCUCUGUGGCAAGAGUGCGUGCAACAGAUGGAGAUCUCGCUGAAUGACCUGAAUGGGGCUGUCAAAUAUGUUGUUGAUGGCAAGAAUGAACAUCCUAAUCGAUACGACAUCAUCGCGGGCAAUACUCAACCUAGUAUGAACCAAGCUCCAGCUCCAUUCGGCCAACCCUCUUCAUUUGGCCAACCUUCUCCAUUUGGUCAGCAAAAUGCUGCCCCUGCACCUAACGCCGGUCCUGUGUCUGGAGCGUUCGGCGCUCCUUCCUCGACUUUUGGCCAGUCUUCGGGACUUGGUCAGUCAGUUGGAUUCGGUAGGCCUUCAGUGCCUGCACAGCCAUCUGGCAUGGGACAGUCUACGGCUUUCGGGCAGACUUCUGCUUUGGGUGGUUCCGCCUUCGGCCAAACCUCCACCAUGGGAGGGUCUGCCUUCAACAAAACACCUUUCGGCCAGCCAGGAGUUAAUCCGAGCCCAUUCAGUAAGCCGAUAGCUCCUGGAGGUGCCGCCCCAUUCGGUGCUCCAUCUGCUGCGUCUCCCUUCACCCAAGUCUCACAAAACCAGCCUGCCGCUGGUGGGUUUGGCCAACCUGCCCCGUCACCUUUCGGUCAGAGUGCUGCACAACCUGCUCCGUCACCGUUUGGUCAACCGGCUGUGAAACCGAGCCCAUUCGGUCAGCCCUCCGCUCCAGUAAGCGCCACUCCAUUCGGUCAGCCCUCAGCCCCGGCGCCUGCCGCCCCAUUCGGUGCUCCAUCUGCUGCUUCUCCCUUCGCCCAAGUAUCUCAGAACCAGCCUGCUGCUAGUGGGUUUGGCCAGAAUGCCACACAACCGGCCCCGACUCCCUUCGGCCAGCCUGCAGUUCAAGGCGUACCAGUGCAGAGUACCAACGCCGGCCCACGUGCAUACCUAAAAAUCGAUAACCCUAACGACCUCAACCCGCUUCCACAACUUGACGGUGAAACUCGACAUAAUCCAACCACUAAACAACUAGUGAUGUGGAAGGGUCGCCCCGUCAAGUACAUCAACGACCACCCGUGCUACCUCCACCCACAAGACAACCAAACUUUUGUCCGAGUGAACUUCCCCAACGGGCCCCCUGAUCCACUUAGUUUGAAAGAUGCCCACGGCAAGCCUGAGGAAUACACGCCAGAGAUUGUUGAGGCAUAUCAUUUCUUUCUUCAGAAUGGCUACUUCAAGGACGGCAACAUUCCGGCAGUACCUCCCAAGCAGGAGUGGCUCAGUUUUGAUUUUUAA